Molecule: messenger RNA, 7711 nt
Organism: Cyprinodon tularosa
Lineage: Eukaryota; Metazoa; Chordata; Actinopteri; Cyprinodontiformes; Cyprinodontidae
Product: protein TANC1-like
Exons: 27
Coding region: 186-5948 (1920 amino acids)
Molecular function (GO): protein binding
Source: RefSeq, a predicted model, not a curated record
AUGCCGGGGAAAGGAGGAGGGGAAGGAGGAAAAGGAGGAGCAUUGGUCUACCUUGCUGAAUCAAACUGGCUCUGGGACUGAGCUCGUGAGGAAGUAGGAGUUGGGAGAACUUUUAUUUUUGUCUGUAGAGUGAUCUCCAUGACAUUUAUCAGGGGCCUUAAAGAGAGGAUUCCAGGAACCCUGUCAUGUUCAAGGCAGUGCUGAAGAAGAAUAGAGAUGGAGGCAAAGGGAGCAAGAAGGAUUCAGGUGAUGUUAGCAGCCUUGGUGCUCAGAGGAGAUUCCAACCUGAGGUAAACCCACCGCCUCAGGGGCCUGGCAGUAGUCAUCCUUAUGCACAAGAGGAUUUAUCAAAGCUAGGAUUAUCCAAGGGAGUGUCGAUGUCUCUUCCUUCCUCACCUCUCCUGCCACGACAGUCCUACAUGUUGCCCUUACGUCAAAACAAGAGAUCUCCAGGUCCGAUCAGGAAACCUAAAUAUGUAGAGAGCCCUCGCUUACCUUCUGAUGCCAUCAUGUCAGCGUUCAGACAGGUGGAUAAUAACAAGGAUUCCUCCCGCAAUGAGCUGCAAGCAGAGCAACAGCCAGGCUCCUCCUCUCCUGCCACUCAGGAACUGAUGACAAGGCUGGGCUUUUUACUGGGAGAAGGGAUCCCUGGUACGGCACGCAUACCUAUGGAUGACAAGAAUGAAAAGAAGUGCGCUUUGACCAGCCAGGGAAUUAGUCCCUGCUCCACCCUGACCAGCAGCACGGCGUCUCCCAGCACAGACAGUCCAUGCUCCACUUUAAACAGCACGACGAGUCGUCCCCCACUCAGCCGCUCCAGCCCCUGUGGGACCAUCACCAGCCCCAGCUCCACUCUUGAGAGCAAGGACAGUGGAAUCAUAGCCACCAUCACUAGUUCCUCCGAGAAUGACGACCGCAGUGGCUCCAGCCUCGAGUGGAGUAAAGAUGGCAGCCUGAGGAGCACCGGGUGCCAUGGAUUGGCUCAGAGCAUACGGGCUGACACCUGCUCUCCCGUGGUUGAAGAAGAGUCCAGCAGUGCCACGGCAACACCAGCCGACACGCAGUCGAAGACAGACCAACAGCAGGAGCCCCACACAUCAGCAGGAGCACAGGCGACACAGCGGCCUUUAGGUCACACAUCGGACGGGCUGAAUCAAUAUCCACCGCAGACGUCUUCUUCAUUAAUGAUGCCAAGGCCCAACUCUGUCGCUGCAACCAGCUCCACGAAGCUAGAGGACCUGAGCUUCCUUGAUGAACAGCGCAACACACCCCUGCGGACAUCUAUUCGCCUGCCUUGGCACAACACAGGAGGGAGGCCCCCGCAGGAUACUAAAGGACGCUUUGCUCCCUACAAGCCUUCAGACAUCAUGCUGAAGCCUCUGCUGUUCGAGGUACCCAGCAUCACUACCGACUCUGUGUUUGUUGGCCGAGACUGGCUCUUUCAGCAGCUGGAGGAUCUCCUAAAGGCCGGCGAGGACAAUGAAAAGCAUGGAGUGGUGGUGGUGGGUAGCGUCGGGUAUGGGAAGACGGCCAUUAUCUCCCGGCUAGUAGCGCUGAGCUGUCAUGGAGGACGUAUGCGCCAGAUCGCCUCCAACAGUCCCAGUGCCUCCCCUAAAACAUGUAUGGGACAAGAACUCCCCCUCAGCCAGCCCCCACAGCCCAGCCCUCCAUCCAGUGCCACCAACACACUGAGCAACAGCUGUCCAGGAACUCCUGAGACGCAACGGCGCCGCGAGGAGGCUGUCAAACGUCUGGCUACAAAGGUUGUUGCGUAUCAUUAUUGCCAAGCCGAUAACACCUACACUUGCUUGGUACCAGAGUUUGUACACAGUAUUUCAGCCUUACUGUGCAGAGCCCAUCAGCUCACCGCUUAUCGAGAGCUGCUGCUGAGAGAGCCACACCUUCAGAGCAUGCUCAGCCUGCGCUCCUGCGUCCAAGACCCCAUGGCUGCUUUCCGAAGAGGGGUCCUAGAACCACUGGCCAACCUUCGUAAUGAGAAGAAAAUUUCAGGGGAGGACCAUCUCAUUUUGAUCGAUGGACUUAAUGAAGCAGAGUUUCAUAAGCCUGACUAUGGAGACACCAUUGCAUCAUUCAUCACUAAGAUCAUUCCUAAGUUCCCCCCCUGGCUGAAGCUGGUGGUGACUGUCCGGGUCAACUUAAUGGAGAUCACCAGCCUUCUACCCUUCUCUAAAAUCUCACUGGAUGAUUUUACGGACAACAAAGAGAUCGCCAAUGACCUCAAUUGCUACAUCCAGUACAGGAUCAAUAGCAGCAAGGAUAUAAUGAACAACAUGAGCCUGAAUGGCAAAGCGGAUCCCGGCACUAUAACCAAGCUCAGCAGCCACCUGAUCUCCCGCAGCCAGGGUUCCUACCUGUAUCUCAAACUCACUCUGGAUCUCUUUGAGAAGGGCCACCUUGUAAUUAAAAGUGCCAGCUACAAAGUAGUGCCUGUGUCACUGGCUGAACUUUACCAGCUGCAGUGCAACAUGAAGUUCAUGACCAACUCGGCCUUUGAGCGCUCUCUGCCUAUCCUGAAUGUCGCUCUUGCGUCUCUGCACCCCAUGACUGAUGAGCAGUUGUUUCAGGCCAUCAACUCUGGCCACAUCCGAGGGGAGCUGCAGUGGGAGGACUUCCAACAGCGCAUGGAGCUGCUCUCCUGCUUUCUCAUCAAACGGCGAGACAAAACGCGCAUGUUCUGCCACCCUUCCUUCAGAGAGUGGCUGGUGUGGAGAGCUGAUGGAGAGAGCACAGAUUUCCUCUGUGACCCCAGGACUGGCCACGCCCUCAUGGCCUUUAUGCUGUCCCGCCAAGAGGGGAAACUGAAUCGUCAGCAGACAAUGGAGCUGGGACAUCACAUCCUGAAAGCACACAUCUUCAAGGGUCUGAGUAAGAAAACAGGCGUGCCAUCCAGCGUGCUUCAAGCCCUGUGGAUCAGCUGCAGUGCUGAUGGUCUUUCAGCAGCCUUGGCUUCCCUGAGGAACCUCUACACACCAAAUGUCAAGGUCAGUCGCCUCCUGAUGCUCGGAGGGGCAAACGUGAACUACCGGACUGAAGUCCUGAACAAUGCGCCAGUGCUUUGCGUCCAGUGCCACCUCGGUCACCAUGAGAUUGCAUCGCUCCUGCUGGAGUUUGGUGCCAGCGUUGAUGUGGUGUCAGAAAAUGGGAUGAGCCCGCUGUGCUUCUCAGCCGCUGGUGGACACCUAGGUCUAGUCGUACUACUUUGUAAGAGGGGGGCCAAGGUGAAUCAUGUAGAUAAGAGCGGCCAGUGUGCUCUGGUCCACGCCGCGUUACGUGGACACAUCGAGAUCAUCCAGUACUUGUUGGAGCUUGAAUGGAGUGUUGAAGGGCAGCAGCAGGACUGCUCUCUGAAGAACAAAGCUCUGCAGCAGGCUUUGAUCGCAGCCUCGAGCAUGGGACACACACAGGUUGUGAGAGCCCUGCUGGCGCUGAAAAAUGAGCAUGCUGUGCAAAUUGAUAGUCAUGACACUCUGUGGGGCGAGACUGCGCUGACAGCUGCUGCAGGCCGGGGGAAGAUGGAGGUGAGCAGCUUCCUGCUGGAGCUGGGGGCGGUGGUGCAGCAGGUGAAUCGACGGGGGGUGUCUCCCUUGUUCUGUGCCGUCAGGCAGGGACACUGGCAGAUUGCAGAGCUGCUGCUGCAACAUGGUGCUGACAUCAACAUCAGUGACAAGCAGGGCAGAACGCUGCUCAUGGUGGCUGCCUGCGAGGGUCACCUGAGUACGGUAGAGUUUCUGCUGUCUAAAGGUGCUUCUUUAACUUCGAUGGACAAAGAGGGACUGAUGCCUCUGAGUUGGGCAUGUUUGAAAGGACAUAAGAAUGUGGUGCAGUUUUUGGUGGAGAAAGGUGCGAUAAUCGACCACACGGACAAAAACGGUCGAACGCCGCUGGACCUCGCUGCCUUCUAUGGAGAUGCUGAGAUCGUCCAGUACUUGGUGGAAAGAGGAGCAGUGAUUGAGCAUGUGGACCACAGUGGGAUGAGACCUCUGGACCGGGCCAUUGGGUGCAGGAACACUUCGGUGGUGGUGACUCUGUUAAAGAAAGGGGCCAAGCUCGGCUACAGAACAUCUCCUUACGAUCGAUCAGGGAAUGCUGCCUGGGCCAUGGCUACUUCCAAGCCUGAUAUCCUCAUCAUUCUCCUGCAGAAGUUGAUGGAGGAGGGAAAUCUGCUAUACAAGAAAGGGAAGAUGAAAGAGGCGGCCCAGAGGUACCAGUACGCCCUCAGGAAGUUUCCUCGGGAAGGCUUUGGCGAUGACCUGAAGGCUUUUAAAGACCUACGGGUCUCUCUGUAUCUCAAUCUCUCCCGGUGUCGCAGAAAAACCAACGAUUUUGGGAUGGCUGAGGAAUUUGCAACAAAAGCUCUGGAGCUGAAACCCAAAUCCUACGAGGCAUACUAUGCCCGAGCCAGAGCUAAAAGAAGCAGCAGACAGUUCACUGCAGCCCUGGCUGACCUGCAUGAAGCAGCCAAGCUGUGUCCCAAUAACAGAGAGAUCCGUCGCCUCUUGGCUCGAGUUGAAGAGGAGUGUAAACAGAUGCAGAGAGUUCAGACUAAAGGAAGCGUAGCUGGAGCUGCUGCUGCUUGCAGCCAGGCGUCAGGAGGCCAUGAUUCUGAUCCAGAGCAGGAUGAAAGCCAUGUCAACCCCUCAGAGCACAGGCUGGCAAGGACCUUGGAAGCCCAGAGAGACAUUCUAGAGGAGGAAGAAGAAGAGGAGGAGGAUGACGACGAUGAAGAACCAGUGGCCUUGAAGCGUGACAGGACAGGUGAAGCCUGCUGGUCCCAGAACAGUUUUUCUGUCAACAGAGAAUCCAACGCUGUUAACAACUUUGUAACUCCCAUCUCACCUCCAGGCUCCAACAGACCUCCUCUCUACCGAUACCCUCGAGAGCAGCGGGAGGCACUAGCCCAGCAAGCCUUGGUCCUGCAGCCCACCAAGCAGGCCCAGAUAGUAAAGACCAAUCAGCACAUGAGUUCCAUGCAAGCUGCAGGGGGCCGCUCUGUCGGGGCCAAAUCUCAGUACGCGCCCUCCAGCCCUUUGCCAAGCCGACACAUGUCCAGCAAGCUGAAGCCAGGCCCAGGCAUUGACAUAAGCCCCCUGCCCACUCCAGCCGAUGAGCCAGUAUACGAGAACCGCAUGUUGUUGGGGGCUGCUUCCUCUGCCAUGGGUCAGAGUUGUGACAGUGAGAGCCUCUUUUCUUCCCAGGCCUCUUACUUAUCUUGCAGCUCCUCAAAAGCUCUGGGGCCAGAAAGACUGUCUGCCCACUCUGCUUCGUCUCUGGAGGGGCUGGGGUGCUCUGGUCCGGGAAACCAGGGGAACCUGGACCCUGCUGCAGCUGGGCCUCAGGGAAGCAUGCGUGUGUCCAGCUCCACCAGCAGCCUGGCAUCCAGCAGCAGCUUGUCAGACAGCGGCAAACUUGGACCUGACGUCCGCAGCAAGAUCUCAGACAAAAAGCACAGCCAACAGGGCGGCGCCACGUCGGAGUACAAACCCAGACCCUUCAUGGGCAUAACUGACAAAACGGCCCGAUUUCAGCAGCAGCAGUGUCAUCCUAGCCUUCAGUCUGUCGGUCGCAGCUGGUUUAACCACUCUGCUGAUGGCUUAUUGUGUCACAACACAUCAGCUAUAGGUCUGCCGCGAGGUGACAGCGAGCUGUCUUAUGGCAAGACGGUGAGCACUUACCAGGAGCAGCACAAGGCUCCGCUGCCAAAGGGUGGCGCGGCGAUGAGUGGAAUACACAACGGCAUGGUUGCCAAGGAAUUUGCGGAGAAGUUCUGCCAAGCGGCCAACUGCUACAAGGAGUCCAAGCCAGCGCUGGCCAUGCCGCACACUUUCAUAGACAGUAAGCCCAAGCAGCUCGGACUGGGUCGAGAUAAUCCUGCCAUUCACGUAGCUUCAAUGAAACCAAAGCGAUCUUUUAUAGAGUCCAAUGUGUAAAAAUUUUUUCUCUCUUUACUGUUUAAGAUGCACACAAUUAAAAAUCAUUCAUUAGAGGAACAGAUUUUUUUUUUCACAGGAUCUUUUAAGAAGUUCUGGUUAUCUGGCUGCUUGUGAACAAAAACAGGCAGAUCAGAGUUUUAUCCCUCUCAGUCUGCAACUUCUGUUACACGACAGCACGCUCGCCGUUAUUUAGCCAAGCUGGUAUGGUUGCACUGAAGGAGAUCUGCAGACCUGUCAUACAAUCCUGAUCAAAGCAGCAAUGACCGUGAACGCUUUACACACAGUUAGGCCAAACAAGUGCUUCGACAACACAUGCAGUGAGAGAAAUGUUAAUACUGAACCAUUUUAAAUAAAGGUUUGAACUAUGUCCAUCACGUCUAUGGUGCUGAUUGACGGGUUUCGAGGAGUUCCUGGCAGAUUCACUUUCCCCACACUUUGUACACUUUGUUUCAUAAAGUACACUUUAACAAUUUUCUAGACAUCCUGUUUGUUUAAAGGGUCUUUUAAGUUUAGGUUUAAUGUUUUAAAUUGGUCAUGAUAAAUUAGACAUUACAUUUGGUUCAUCCUACCGGGUUUGACCCUUUCAGGCCUUCUUAGCCUUGGGUCCUGCAGUAGAAAUAAGACUGAUUACAGAAUAGCCAUGGAAAAAAAACGAAAAACAUCUCAGUAAAAUUGCCAUUUCUCUUCGACUGUUUUGUUUUUACACAAACUGUGUGAAACGACUGUUUAGGUUAGCGGUUUGUCGUCGAAAACCAUCAUGAUAUAAGUUAUUUAAGUAGCAAAUUAAAGUAACCACGAGGAAUGUCUUUAUGUAGUUAAUGGAAAUUAAACCUCCACAUUCCUGCCAUAUUUUAUCUGCAGGAUUUCAAAUCCUAGACAGAUGUCUUAGGUUUUAUGUGCAGAGGAAGUAAAUAUUCUGUAUAAUUGAUUUUAAAUUAUUUGAAAGAGUUUUAUAUUUCUUAGCAUUUCUGUAGAGCUAAGAGGGGCUUUAGUUUCACUUCACCAUGUAACUGCCGUAAAAGAAUCAAAAGUUAUGGUUAAAUAAGUAAAAUGUCCCUUUAGCCUUCAUUUUUUGGGAUAUUUUUCAGUCUAUUUCCAAAAUGUUCUGAACCUGUUCAGUUGAGCCUAAAGAAUAAAAAUGAACCCUAGUACACUUUGUGAUAAAAGUGAUUCAGUCAGAGUUCUUCAAGAAGUGUCUGAAAGAUCAACUAAGGGAUGGGCAUUCCUGUGACUUACGAAGGAUGUUAUAGAUCCUCAUGUGUAUAUUAUAUAAAUAUUUACUGUUUAUUCUUUUCCGUGAAGGUCUAUGUUAAGUGUAUUGACAAGUUCAGACUUGUGUAUUUUGACUUUUUUGGCACAAUGUUGUUGAAAUGGUGUUAAAUAUUUGUACAUUGCUUAAGCCACCAUUAACACUGAAUCCUUUCUGUAUCUGCUCGUCGUUGCUGUCUAGUUAAUUUAUUUACAUUGCCAAUGGCUUGGUUAAUUGUACAAGCAAUAUAUUUUAUAUAGUUAUUUUUGCACAGCUACAUUUUAUGACUCAGCAAUGAGAAUUCAGCGCAUGCUACAAUUGCAGUUUAUAUCAAAGAGUAAAACAGAAUUGGUUUGGGGGCUCGGCACCAUCAGCUUUAUUUUAUGCUGUACGUUUAAUGCAGUUGUUGUCAUGUUAUCAGUAUUGUGAGCUUUAUUAGCUGUGAUCACAUACUGUCCUGAACAUUACUGCCACCAUGGAGAGCAAAAUAAAGACCAGCUAAGGAAAAACA